Aspergillus homomorphus CBS 101889 is the source of this 3351-nucleotide messenger RNA. RefSeq names its product acetyl-CoA synthetase-like protein. Gene Ontology annotation, molecular function: phosphopantetheine binding. The record is from RefSeq and is a predicted model, not a curated record. Gene Ontology annotation, cellular component: cytoplasm. Gene Ontology annotation, biological process: amino acid activation for nonribosomal peptide biosynthetic process; secondary metabolite biosynthetic process. The transcript has 7 exons. The coding region runs from base 1 to 3339 and encodes 1112 amino acids. Lineage: Eukaryota; Fungi; Ascomycota; Eurotiomycetes; Eurotiales; Aspergillaceae.
AUGAAAGACCCCCAAGAUUCAGCGCGCCAUUGCCAGGCACAGAAAGACAUAAAUUCAUCCCAUGUUCGGGUAUCGCAUUCGACGACACUACCCGGCGUUCCAGCGCAAAAGAUGGAAACUCAUGCGCUAUCUACCUGGGCGCUUUUGUUGCAUGUCUACAACCAUCAAGAAAGUGUUACUUUCUCGGUUGUUCGACGUAACAAAAUAACUCAAACGGUGUCUUGCAAGAUCGACGACGACAAAACCCUGCAAGAAGUUUUUGAUUCAGUGCCAAAUGUCAACGAGUUUGCGUGUUCGGAGAGUCAACAACCAAGGUCUGCUGUUUGCAUCAAUCCAGAUCAGUGCAUAAGCCCGGAGGAUCUGAAAUCAGGGUUCGAGUGUUACAUGCUGCUCGAUCUACAAAUGACAAAGGCGGGAUACUGUCCAUGGGCUUAUAAAUCGACACGACAAACCAAGGCCAAAGCGAUUGCAAUUAACAGCACCGCGGAGAAGAUCACAUACGAGGAGCUUGGUAAAAUGUCCGCGGCGAUCGCUCACGAGCUAACCGCCAAAGGCAUUCAGCACGGAAGCAGAGUAGGGGUGUACUUGGAAAAGUCUGCGUGGGCGGUUGUGGUCAUCAGUGGUGUUCUGCGAGCAGGAGCAGCAUUAGUCCCACUUGAUGUUCUCUGCCCUGAGAAUCGUUUGAGAUACAUUGCCCAGAAGUCUGAAAUGCGAGCGUUGAUCACUGAGACAGAAUUGAGUGACAGAGCUACCAAGACGAUUUGCGGAAAUCUCGAGCUCAUCAUGCUCCGCAGCCUGAAGCAGCUCCAAGUUCCCGCUGAUUGGGUCAAAGAAACAGCCGUCGACCCUUCACAAAUUGCCUAUAUUAUGUUCACUUCCGGAAGUACAGGCAAGCCCAAAGGGGUUUUGCAUGAGCAUAAGGCAGUGGCAGGAAGUUUGCAGGAUGUUACCCAAGCUUUGGGCAUGAGCCCGGAAACAAGACAUUUGCAGUUUGCCUCCUUCUCAUUCGAUGCUAGCGUUCUGGAGCUUUUUGGGCCUUUGAUCGUGGGAGGGACAAUUUGCGUGCCAUCGACGGAGGAGAGAGUGGAGGAUCUGCAGUCGGUCAUGCGUCAACUUGAAGUCACAGAUGCCACUCUGACUCCGGCAGUUGUCACACAAUUAAAUCCAUCAGAUCUGCCAUCACUAAGAUGCAUUUCGAUCGGAGGAGAUGCGCCAAGUUCACACAUCCUUUGCAAGUGGUCUCAACAGGUCGCGUUGAAUAAUGUGUACGGCACCACCGAGAUAUCUGUCUGGGACACUAUCAAAGUCCGGAUGAAACCAGGCGAUUAUCCCAAAAGUAUAGGACACGGGAUCCACGUCAACUGCUGGAUCGUUGAUCCCCGCAAUAUAGAAAGACUUCUUCCAAUUGGCGCUGUUGGAGGAGCUGCUCAUACAAGUUCAUCGGCGUUUAUCGAAGCACCAAAAUGGUACGCUCGUUUUCAAGAUACAGCAGGGUGCUCUAUGUACCGAACCGGAGACCUGGCAAAGUUCGACGUGGACGGUAAUGUCACUUUUGUCGGCCGCGAAAGUGGCUUCAUUAAGAUCCGCGGCAUGCGUGUGGAGCUGACGGAGAUUGAAAGAGUGAUUGGAUCUGUGAUUGCUCCGCGUAAAGCAGCAGUCAUUCUCUCCGGCGCUGAUCACGAGGAUGACAGUACAGAGAUUAUGGCUUACGUCGAGGCACCUUCGGAUAUCAUCCCGUCGUUGGCCGAUGACCUACAUGCAGCAAUGGAGAAAUUGCCUUCGUAUAUGAUACCCUCAGUUUUCCUGCCUGUUGAAUCAAUGCCACUGACAGAUUUCAAGAAGAAGGAUAGGCGGGGUCUGCGUGAAUCAGUCUCUCGUAUAAAUAGCACGGAUCUUGUUGCGUACAGGCCAGGGCCCUCUUCCAUGAGACAGUGGGAGAAGAUUGACCCGAAUAGGAAGUUUACCAUAGAGCUUAGCAACAUGGUUGCAGAUAUGUUAGACGCUCGGAAAGAUCAGAUCGCUCAACGUCUCAGAGGCCAUGAUUUCCCAGUAUCGAGUAUAGGGCUUGAUUCCGUUCAAACGGCACAACUCACGGGGCUUAUACGAAGAGCUUGGGGGCUAAACAUCAGGGUCGAAAAGCUACAAGAGCCGGGAUCAACAAUCGGAAGACUCGAGAAGAUUUUCCAAGGCGAUGAGGAAGUGGACGACCUCGGCGUGAGAUUAGAUCUCCUCGAAGAGCUAGACGAUGUUGUGCCACAUCUGAGGGCCCCUCCACAGCCUAGAGAGGCGGUGUUUGUCACCUCACUGACAGGAUUUCUUGGGACUCAGCGCAUCAUUGGUCUGGUUCGGGCGACCGACAUGAGAGAAGCCGAGCAAAAAAUUCAGCAUCAUGCCGAGGUUGGUCAAUGGCGGACUGACAGACUAGACUCGCGCGGUGAGAUCUGGCUUGGAGACUUGAGCAAGAACAAAUUGGGACUGUCAACAGAACAAUGGGACUGUCUCACUGGAAACUCGAGCGAGACGCGAAUUGAUGGGAUCAUCCACAGCGGGGCGAAAGUCAACUGGCUUGAUUCCUUUGAGACUCUCAGAGCGACUAAUGUGGAUAGUACCGUGCAGAUUCUGGCUGCCGGAGCUUCCCAGCCCAUUCCCUGUGUUCUGACAUACGUUUCGGGCGGAUAUCUUCCCGCCGCAGAAGAGUCAAGAGAGGAUACCGCGCGGAAGCUCGAGCGUGCCGGUGGAUAUGAUCAGACCAAAUUCUUGUCAAGGCUUUUGGUGGACGAAUAUAACGGCGCCCUCGAUCGAGCUGAGAAUCCAUUCAUUCGAAAGCGCAGACGAUCCAGCCAGGCUACAUUCAUUCUCAGUCUUGGCGCGAUAAGCAAGAAUUUGACCGAUGCGCACAUUCCGGUAGCCGGAGUCGAUCAGAUCGCGCAACUGAUCGUGGAGCGUGCGCUCAGAAGAACACCGCAGUCCGAGUGUGCCAUCGACUGCUGGGAUGGAAUCACCUUGUGCGAACUGUGUGGAAUACUACAGCAACAGACGGGAAAGUCCAUCGAGGUCAAGAAUCACGAUGUCCGGAUGCGAGCGCUGCGUUCGGAUAUCAAUUCCAGAAGUGACCAGCCGUUUCUACCUGUGUUGGAGUGGUUCGAAGACAAUCAGUGGCAAUUCGCGAACAGUGCAGGGGGCUCUGCUCAUGAGGCAGUUUUUGAGCGAACAGAGAUUGUUGACGCGAUUAUCAAGAGCGUGUCGUACCUGAUCGGAAUAGGAUUCCUGCCAUAUGAGGAUGAUAGGAAAGGGUCAGAGGGGAGUCGGAAAAUGCCGAUUUACAAGCGAUCCAAUUAGGCGAAGUGUGAG